Molecule: messenger RNA, 2410 nt
Organism: Neodiprion virginianus
Lineage: Eukaryota; Metazoa; Arthropoda; Insecta; Hymenoptera; Diprionidae
Product: beta-1,3-glucosyltransferase
Exons: 10
Coding region: 185-1582 (465 amino acids)
Cellular component (GO): membrane
Molecular function (GO): acetylglucosaminyltransferase activity
Source: RefSeq, a predicted model, not a curated record
GCGGCGCUGCGGGGUCAAUUGGACGCCCGUGAAAAUCCUGCCAUCUAUCAGCUGCUACCAGUUCUAUCGAUGAAACCAAGGUCAUUGGUUUAUGCAUAACACCUGAUUGCAUUUGUAAAUAAACAGGUAUAUUCAAGUGUCACCUUGUGUGAACAUUAUUUCCAGGGGAAAUUACACAUCAGGCAUGCAUUUUAUUAAACUGGCAAUAUUUGCUGCUUUCGCAUUGGAAAUUGCCUUAGUCGCAAUUGCUUCAGAUGCAGCCAAGUUAGUUAUUACAGUAUUAAGUCAGUAUCCGGGUUAUCACACUGCUAAAGCAUACAGGUUGCGUGACAAUAUCAAAGAUCAAGCACAAGAUCUCCAAGAUGUCUCUGUCAAUAUUAUUUUGACACACGAGCUGAACUUAGUUGGCUCGUGGACCAUUGGAAACAUAUUGCCUGAUCUCAUUAGAAAUUUUGAAGAAUCACAAUGGUACCUGUUUUGCGAAGUCAAUACAUUUAUCAAGUUGAAACGUCUGACGGAUCUUUUAAGGGGCUUCAAUUCCUCACAGGUGCAAAAAGACAUCUGGCUGGGAUAUGCAGUUUAUGAUCACGAGCCAACGAUAAUUCAUCAUUUUUCUGAUCAUACUAAAAAGUUCAAAUACCCAAAUCCAUCGUCGGGAUUUGUUAUUACAGCACCACUCGUUAAAAAAUUAGCGCAAAGAGUUGCCAGUGGUGAAAAACCAGAAGGAGAAUUUUCCAUAGACGCUGCUUAUGAAUUUUCUAAAUUUGUUUGGGAUAAUGGAAAGGGAACUAGAUUGAUACACGUCCCUGAACUCUGCGUAGUCUCUGACGACACUUGUGCUACAUAUCCUCAGCAUUUUCAUCCUUGUGGCCAAUCUAUACCUAUACAAAAGGUAUAUGUAGCAGUCAAAACUUGUAGUAAAUUUCACGUGCAAAGAAUUUCAGUUAUCAAGAGAACAUGGGCUAAACAUGCCGCCAAUAUCGGAUAUUAUAGCGAUAAAGCAGAUGACAAUAUACCCGAAGCUAUAGUCACUCCAAAUACCACGCAAGGACACUGUGCAAAAACUUACUCAAUUUUGAAACACAGCAAUGAAAUUUUGACGAGUAAAAAAUUGGAUUGGUUGGUUAUCACUGAUGACGAUACAAUCUUGAGCUUAGGGAAGUUGUUGCAAUUGCUGACUUGCUACAAUCCGUCCGAUCCUGUAGCUUUGGGUGAACGAUAUGGUUUUCGUUUAUGGAAAAAUAGUGGAUACAACUACUUGACCGGUGGAGCGGGUUUGGUUCUAUCAGCUAAUUUAGUCCAGAAAUUAAUAGAACCAGGUUUUUGUAGCUGUCCAUCACCGUCCACACCCGAUGACAUGUUUCUCUUUGGAGUAUGCCUUAAACGUGUUGGUACAGAGCCCAUACAUUUACCACAUUUCCAUCAGGCCCGACCAGAUGAUUAUCCAAAAGUAUAUCUUGCGUCACAAGAACCGGUAUCGUUUCACAAAUUUUGGCAAAUUGAUCCCAAACAAGUGUAUGAUGAGUGGUUCGCUGAAGCUGAUGCAUAUCUCUCGCCACCUGUUCAGCAUACGGAACUUUGAUUUUCCUGAUAAAUGGAGCAAGACACGUUUGUUUUAACAGACUUAAAACUUUUUCAAAUGCAACAAGAGAGAGAGAAAGAGAACCGUCGAUACGUUUUAUAUAACAGAUUGGUGAAACAUUGGAGAUGUCAGUCUGUGAACUUUGUUUCUAAACUCUGUGCCGCUUGUAAUCAUAAUCAGCCGUUAUAAGCCAAGAAAUUUGUACUAAUGUGCAGAAUGCAAAUGAUGCAACCCCAACAACUGACGCUCUUAUAUUUUAUUUGUACAUAAGUACUCCAGACAAAUGUAAUCAUGAUAAUAGCUGGUUUUAUUUGACCACUGAUUGCUCGUCCUUCCAACUAAUAAUGAGAGGUUUGCAGUAUUCGUACAAAAUACGCUUAUCAUAUGUCUGUUGAUACGUGUGAUCAUUACAGAAUUUAGAUCGAGUUAUAGCUCUGGAAAUGAGGGGCUUAUCAUACAAUAUGUAAUCAUUUUUGUUUUUAUAUUUGAGUUGUACAGGCAUAAAUAUCCGUACAGCAAGACUCGCUAACAAGAAUUGCUCAUAUGCACCAGAGGUUGACUGAAUGCCAUCACUCAUAUACAUCUUUCAAAUAUUAAUAAACUUCUACAAAUCUGAAUUAAUAAUGCAAAGAAUGGAAGAAACAGAGAUUGAAAAAUUUUAUGACAAGUAUACAAAUAUAAAUAAGCGAUUACUUAGGGCAGUCGGCUUGUGGCCUCAGGUGAGUAAAGUGAAACAGUAAAUAAUAUGUUAGAGUAAUGAACCAGUGAGCAUCUAAUGAAUGUAUAUUUUUGAAACAAGAUCCUGUGAAUAAAAAAUUGUAUUCCUAA